AUGGAAAGACCGCAUAGUAGCCCAGAGCCCAUGCACAUUGAAAAGUCCACUGCCAUACCCGAAGAUUCCAAUCCCACCCUCGACAAGCGCCUCAACCGCAAAUUCGACCUUCGCAUUCUCCCCUGGCUAUUCGGAAUAUGGCUCUUCUCCUUCAUCGACCGCAGCAACAUCGGCAACGCCCGCAUAGCCGGCCUCACCACCUCCCUCUCCAUCACAACCGGCACGCGCUUCAACAUCGCCCUCCUCGUCUUCUACAUCCCCUAUAUCCUCGUAGACGUGCCUUCAAACCUGCUCGUCAAGCGGCUGCGCGCCGGUAUCUACUUGCCCACCCUCAUCACAUGCUGGGGCUUGGUAUGCACGAUGAUGGGAUUCGUGACGAGCUUUGCGGGGCUUGUGGCGUGUAGAUUGCUGUUGGGACUAUUCGAGGGCGGGAUACUUGGGGGUGUAAUUAUUUAUCUUGCCAUGUUUUAUAGGCGCGGGGAGAUGUUGCUGAGGAGUGGGUUGUUUUAUUGUGCUGCGCCGCUGUCUGGGGCGUUUGGGGGUUUGUUGGCGAGCGGAUUGGCGAGGAUACGGGUUGGGGGAUAUGAGCGGUGGCCGUGGAUAUUUUUUAUUGAGGGCGCGGCGACAGUUGUCUUUGGGAUUGUGUGCUUCUUCUUUAUGCCGGAUACACCUGCUGCAGCGCAUUUUCUCACGGAUGAAGAGAAAGAGUGGGCACUGCGCCGUAUGCGUAUUGAUGCAGGUGGAUCUACCGAUGUGGAUGUGGAUGAUGAGAAGUUUAGUUGGUACUGGGUCAAGAUGGCGCUUUUGGCUCCCCAGACAUAUCUCUCUGCAUUCAUAUGGUUCUUUCUACUGGUCCCUUUAUACAGUUUCUCGUUGUUCCUCCCGAGCAUUAUAUCGGGAAUGGGAUAUCAAAGUACAACAGCACAACUCUUUACCGUACCUCCCAACAUGGCCGCUUUUCUUACAGUCAUCGGGACAGCGUAUGCCUCCGACCGACUCAAGAAUAGGGGAUACUUCAUCAUCGGAGGUUGUGUUUUGGGUAUAUGUGGGUAUGUAAUGUUGAUCGUGGCAAAGACCAACGCAGUGCGGUAUGCCGGGACCUUUUUGGUUGCUAUUGGUGUCUUCCAGGGCUCACCUAUGCUUAUGGGCUGGGCGUCAAACAACCUCGCUCCACACUAUGUGCGAGCUGUUGGCAUUGGGCUCAUCAUCUCCAUUGCGAACUGCUCGGCAUUCAUUGGAACGUUCAUAUACUUACAGCGUGACGCUCCGAGAUACAUUCUAGGACAUUCGAUUAGUCUCGGGGCUCUGGUGAUUACAAUCAUUCUAGCGGCCAUGCAGUGUCUGUAUCUCAGCUGGGAGAACAAGAAGAGGAAGAAUGGUGAGAGGGAUGACAGAAUACUGCAAAGUGAUGCCGGCAGACUUGGACAUCGGCACCCGAGCUUCAGAUUUACGCUCUGA
Messenger RNA from Bipolaris victoriae FI3, 1458 nucleotides. RefSeq lists its product as hypothetical. The transcript is spliced from 5 exons. The record is from RefSeq and is a predicted model, not a curated record. Gene Ontology annotation, biological process: transmembrane transport. NCBI's taxonomy places the organism in Eukaryota, Fungi, Ascomycota, Dothideomycetes, Pleosporales, Pleosporaceae. Gene Ontology annotation, cellular component: membrane. Gene Ontology annotation, molecular function: transmembrane transporter activity. Bases 1 to 1458 code for a protein of 485 amino acids.